GCGGUUAAAGAAUUAAAAGAGACCGUUAAGAGCCACGAACAGAAAAUAAUUUAUCUUCAAUCUCCCGAGCAUAUAGAAAACUCUAUUCGGGUGAAGAAAUUGGAGGAGGAAAAAAAGGAACUAAAUAAUAAAUACCAGAGCAAAAUAGAUAAUUUACAGACUCAAAAUCAAGACUUACAAAAACAAAUUCUUGCUAAACAAGAACAAAUUCAAAAUUUAGUAUUAAGACAAAAAGGGCAAGGGAAAGGACAAGAUUUUGAGAAGUGGUUUUAUGAGGAAUUGGUUAAAGUGUUUGAUGGUCAGGAUAGAAUUACCGAUGUAAGUAAAGGUCAAGCAGGAACCGGAAAAAGAGCUGACUUUCUCCAAGAAGUUUUAACCGAAGUUGAACCAAAAAAGGUGGUCGGGCGAAUUGUUUAUGAGACCAAAAAUACUGAAAAAUGA
This is a messenger RNA of Funneliformis geosporum, 441 nucleotides long. Lineage: Eukaryota; Fungi; Glomeromycota; Glomeromycetes; Glomerales; Glomeraceae. The record is from the annotation of a GenBank genome assembly.